This is a messenger RNA of Anolis sagrei ordinatus, 4086 nucleotides long. NCBI's taxonomy places the organism in Eukaryota, Metazoa, Chordata, Lepidosauria, Squamata, Anolidae. The record is from RefSeq and is a predicted model, not a curated record.
AGGACCUGAAGACAUGGGUAUGCCAGCGGUGUCCUUUUCCCAGGAGUGGCCAAGCCCAUGACCUGCCUCCUGUGUGCCAAAGUGUCUCUGGCUGAGCUGGCAUGGCCCUUCCCGGGCGUUGCCGCAGCGACGCCGGCGCACCCUCCUUCUCCCGGGUCAGAGUGCUCCCUGUGCGCCUGGCAGCGGUUGCGCCUUCCCUUCCUCCUCCUCCUCCUCCUCGCCAUCCUCACGUAUGAUUAUAAUGGUGCAGCCGCCACUGCCGGGGCCGGUUGGUCCUGCUUGGCAGAGAGGGGCGCGGCCGCCUGCCCCGUUUCGCCCAUGCAGCCCAUCCCAUGCCCUUGCCUUCUGGCGGGCAACCAAGGCGGGCAAGGGGCAGGGCAAGAAGGGGCAAGCCGCCGGGGUGCCGUGUUGCCGCAUUCGCGCGCCAGGCCCAGGUUGGCACCGCAAAGGCCCGCUCGGGAGACACGGAGGAGGGUGAGGCCAUGGGGAGCCCAGAGGAUGACCUGAUUGGCAUCCCCUUUCCGGACCACAGCAGCGAGCUCCUGGGCCGCCUGAAUGACCAGCGCCGCCGCGGCCUCCUGUGCGACGUGACACUCCGGGCUCAAGGAUCCGAGUUCCGCACCCACCGGGCCGUCCUAGCAGCUUGCAGCCGCUACUUCCAGCGCCUCUUUGCCGGGCCGGGCCUCGUGGGUGGGGUCUGCGAGCUGGACUUUGUGGGGGCCGAAGCCCUGAGGGCCUUGCUGGACUUUGCGUACACAGCCACCUUGACCAUCAGUGCCGGGAGUCUCGGCGAAGUCUUGCAUGCCGCCCGUGUUUUGGAGAUCCCGUGUGUCAUCACGGCCUGUGUCGAGAUCCUCCAAGGAAAUGGCUUGGAAGCUCCCGUCCCUGAUGAUGCUGCUCGAGAACGUGCCCGGCGAUACUUGGAAGCUUUUUCCACCUUUCCCGGCGCUGAAGGGGAUUUAGCCGAGCCCCCUGCUUGUUUGCCGGCCCCUCGGCGGAGCAAGAAGACCCGCAAGUUCCUCCAAACGAAAGGGUCCCGCAUCAACAAUCAUAUCUUGGAGUUGUCGCCGUCACCGUCACCUUCCUCGACGGAACGGCCCAGUCCGCCCAACCAGGCGUCUCCGGCGCCGGGUCAACCACAUGAGGAUGACGAGAGGGAAGCCCUUGUCAUUGCGCCGUCGCCGUGCCCCUUCCCGUACCCGUUCCCCUUGCGGCUCUCACCGGAGGAGCUGCCCUCGGACGACGAGGAGCCCCUCGACCCGGAUGUCCUGCCCCGCUUCCUGCGCAACCUCAACCCCGAGGGGGGUCGUGUCGUUGUGGCCGCCGCCGGCUUGGAGUCGCCAGACAAGUUGGUGCGGAAGCGGCGCUCACAGAUGCCACAGGAGUGCCCUGUCUGCCACAAGGUCAUCCACGGGGCAGGGAAGCUGCCUCGCCACAUGCGCACCCACACCGGGGAGAAGCCCUUCGCCUGCGAGGUCUGCGGGGUCCGGUUCACACGGAACGACAAGCUGAAGAUCCACAUGCGCAAGCACACGGGGGAGCGGCCCUACUCCUGCCCGCACUGCCCGGCCCGCUUCCUGCACAGCUACGACCUGAAGAACCACCUUCACCUGCACACGGGGGCCCGGCCCUUCGAGUGCGGCCUGUGCCACAAGGCCUUCGCCAAGGACGACCACCUCCAGCGGCACCUCAAGGGCCAGAACUGCCUGGAGGUUCGGACCCGGAGGAGGAGGAGGGGGGAGGCCCCCUCCCCCACCCACGGCCCUGCUCCUCCAGCCAACGCCCCCAACGCCCCACUUGACCACCCUGGCUUGACCAAUGGAGGGGCCGAACAGGAGGAGGAGGAGCAGGACCAGGGGCCGCUCGCCCUGGCCCGUGGCUACUGGGAUCAGGGUCGCCUCGAGGAGGACGACGAUGACGACGAAGAGGAAGAGGGAGAGCCGAGAGAGGACAGAGCACUUGCCCUGGAAAGGGCCUAGGAGUGACCCUCAAAAGUGACCCUCGCUUGGCCUCAAAGUUACCCUUGAUAGGCCUCGGAGUGACCCCUCAGAGUGACCCUUGGUAGGCCUCAGAGUGACCCCUCAAGUAACCCUCACUGGGCUUCAAAGUGACCCUUGAGUGGCCUGGGAGUGACCCCUCAAGUGACUCUCGCUUGGUCUCAAGUGACCCUCACUAGGCCUUGAGUGACCCUUGGCAGGCCUUGGAGUGACCCUUCAAAGUGACCCCCUCUGAGCCUCAGAGUGACCCCUCAAGUGACCCUCAUUUGGCCCCAAGGUGACCCCUCAAUGACCCUUGUUAGGCCUUGAAUGACCCUUGGUAGGCUUAGAGUGACCCUCGCUUGGCCUCAAGUGACUCUUGUUUGGUCUCAAGUGGCCCUCACUAGGCCUUGAUUGACCCUUGAUAGGCCUCAGAGAGACCCUUCAAAGUGACCCUUGAUAGGCCUCAGAAUGACCUCAAUGACCCUUGCUAGGCCUCGAGUGACCGUGGGUAGGGCUCAGAGUGACCUCUUAGAGUGACCCUUGAUAGGCCUUGGUGUGAUCCCUCAAGUGACCCUCACUUGGCCUCGAGUGACCUUUGCUAGGCCUUGAGUGACCCUCGCUAGACCUCAGAGUGACCUUCACCAGGCUUUGGAGUGACCCCUCAAGUAAUCCUCACUGGGCUUCAAAGUGACCCUUGAGAGGUCUGGGAGUGACCUCUCAAGUGACCCUCACUUGGCCUCGAGUGACCUUUGCUAGGCCUCGGAGUGACCCACUGGGCUUCAAAGUGACCCUUGAGAAGCCUGGGAGUGAGCCCUCAAGUGACCCUCGCUAGGCCUCGAGUGACUCUCGCUAGGCCUUGAGUGACCCUUGAUAGGCCUCAGAAUGACCUCUCAAUGACCCUUGCUAGGCCUUGAGUGACCCUUGGUAGAGCUCGGAGUGACCGCUUAGAGCGACCCUUGAGAGGCCUUGGAGUGAUCCCUCAAGUGACCCUCACUUGGCCUCGAGUGACCUUUGCUAGGCCUCAGAGUGACCCUCACUAGGCCUCAGAGUGACCCCUCAAGUAACCCUCACUGGGCUUCAAAGUGACCCUUGAGAGACCUGGGUGUGAGCUCUCAAGUGACCCUCGCUAGGCCUUGAGUGAGCCUUGAUAGGCCUCAGAUUGACCCUUCAAAAUGACCCCUACUAGGUCUUGAAGUGACCCUUGAGAGGCCUCAGAAUGACCCCUCAAUGACCCUUACUAGGCCUUGAAUGACCCUUGGAAGGCCUCAAAAUGACCCUUGAUAGGCCUCGGAGUGACCCCUCAAGUGACCCUCGCUUGGCAUCGAGUGACCUUUGUUAGGCCUUGAGUGACCCUCACUUGGCCUCAAAGUGACUCUUGAUAGGUCUCAGAGUGACCCCUCAAGUGACCCCCACUAGGCCCCAGAGUGACCCCCUGAAUGACCUUCGCUAGACUUCGAGUGUCCCUUGACCUGGUCACUCUUUGCAGGGACGUUGCCCCCGGUGAACUAUGUCUCCCAUUGGCCUUCCUCCUUCCCUCUCGAUGGGUGAACCUCGUCCUUUGGUGGCCCCUGGGUGUCAUUUGGGGAGGGGUCUUCUGCUGCAAACCAAAGCCAGCGCCGUGCAAGGAGGCCUUGACUUCCGCUCAGGACAUGAUUGCGAGCCAAGCAGGACGCUUUCCUUCCCAAUGAGGAAGGCCACCGUGGAAACGAAUCACAAUCAGGAUGAUCAACAUGUAAAGCUUUAAAAGGACUGUCAAGACUGUUGGGUGAGCCGAGUUUGGGGGGCUCAGGCUUGCAGACCCUUGCAAUAGGAUUGCAGAAGUUGCGCAAGGAGAAAUUGGGGUUAUUUUAAAUAGUGCGUUGCUGCCCCCUGCUGGAGACGGCAUUGCCUUCUGCAAAGGCACACUUAUAUACAUACACUCUGUGUACACACACACAUGCAUAUAUAUAUACAUAUGCAAAGGAUGAAUGGAUGUACACACACACACACACAUAUAUAUAUGCACACACAUGUAUAUACAUAUGCAAAAGACAAAUGAAUGUACACACACAUAUAUAUGCAUAUCUAUAUAUAUACGUACAUCCAUUUACCCUUUGCGUGUAUAUAU